Molecule: messenger RNA, 2039 nt
Organism: Ailuropoda melanoleuca (giant panda)
Lineage: Eukaryota; Metazoa; Chordata; Mammalia; Carnivora; Ursidae
Gene: CREM
Product: cAMP responsive element modulator
Exons: 10
Coding region: 356-1438 (360 amino acids)
Biological process (GO): regulation of transcription by RNA polymerase II
Cellular component (GO): ATF4-CREB1 transcription factor complex; nucleus
Molecular function (GO): RNA polymerase II cis-regulatory region sequence-specific DNA binding; protein binding; DNA-binding transcription factor activity, RNA polymerase II-specific
Source: RefSeq, a predicted model, not a curated record
AGCUUGGAUUUUUUCCGCCGGGCGUCCCCCGGGAGGCAGUCGCGGAGUGGGGGAGGGGAGGGCGGAGCGCGAGGACGCGGUUCAGUCGGCUGCUGCGCUACUUUUGGUCCCGGCUCGGCUGGGAGGCCGCGGCUGUCGCAUCAGAGCUGACGUGUGGGCGACGUGGGGCCGCCGCCGCCGCCGGCGCCGGAUUGCUGGGCGGCGGCGCCGCUCCUGAGCGGCGGUCGGGCUCGCCGUCUCCACCUCCUCCCGUCCGUAAUCAGUGACGAGGUCGGCUACGUAAAUCCCAUCGCGGCGGGAUAAAUAAAGAAGAAAACAGAGAAGGAACAAAGCAUUGAUUACAAAUGUCUUAAUAAUGAGCAAAUGUGGCAGGAAAAAAUAUAUUAAGACAAAUCUAAGACAAAUGACCAUGGAAACAAUUGAAUCUCAUCAGGAUGGAAGUGUAACAGAUUCUGUGGCAGAGAGCGAAUCUGCUCAUAUGCAGACCCAGACUGAUCAAAAUUCAAUCCCUACUUUAGCUCAGGUUUCUGUAGCUGGAUCAGGCACCGGAAGAGGCUCCCCAGCUGUAACUCUCGUACAGUUACCUUCGGGCCAGACCGUACAUGUGCAGGGAGUGAUUCAGACACCACAGCCGUUGGUUAUUCAGUCGCCACAAAUACAAACUGUUCAGGUAGCAACAAUUGCAGAGACAGAUGAGUCUGCAGAAUCAGAAGGUGUAAUUGAUUCUCAUAAACGUAGAGAAAUCCUUUCACGAAGACCCUCUUAUAGAAAAAUACUGAAUGAACUUUCCUCUGAUGUGCCUGGUGUUCCCAAGAUUGAAGAAGAAAAAUCAGAGGAAGAAGGAACGCCACCUAACAUCGCUACCAUGGCAGUACCGACUAGCAUAUAUCAGACUAGCACGGGGCAAUACAUUGCUAUAGCCCAAGGUGGAACAAUCCAGAUUUCUAACCCAGGAUCUGAUGGUGUUCAGGGACUGCAGGCAUUAACAAUGACAAAUUCAGGAGCUCCUCCGCCAGGUGCUACAAUUGUACAGUACGCAGCACAGUCAGCUGAUGGCACACAGCAGUUCUUUGUCCCAGGCAGCCAGGUUGUUGUUCAAGAUGAGGAAACUGAACUUGCCCCAAGUCACAUGGCUGCCGCCACUGGUGACAUGCCGACUUACCAGAUCCGAGCUCCUACCACUGCUUUGCCACAGGGAGUAGUGAUGGCUGCCUCGCCGGGAAGCUUGCACAAUCCCCAGCAACUAGCCGAAGAAGCAACACGCAAACGAGAGCUGAGGCUAAUGAAAAACAGGGAAGCUGCUAAAGAAUGUCGACGUCGAAAGAAAGAAUAUGUAAAAUGUCUGGAGAGUCGGGUUGCAGUGCUGGAAGUUCAGAACAAGAAGCUCAUAGAGGAACUUGAAACUUUGAAAGACAUUUGCUCUCCUAAAACAGAUUAGUAGAAAUAUUUAACUAUGAACUGAUUACAACAUGUACAGUUGCUUUUGAAGGCAAUACAAUAUAUAGCCAGCAAGAAUUAUGGUUUUUUUCCUUUGUAUCAUUCAUCGUAUUCUCUAACCUCUGACAUUCCUAAAAUGCUUCACUGUAGUUAACUCUUAGCUGUAACUUCAAUUUUUUAAAAAGAGACAAGCUGUAAAAAAAAAAAAAAUGUAUGUAACAAAUUCUUAAAAUGCAAUAUUUGUAAGACUUGUUCCAAUGCCACAUAUUUGCAGUACCCAACCUCUGUGUCAUGAAUAGUGUCCUAUGCAAUAAAAUUUUUUGCAGGUCUUUAAAAAUUAUUUUAGGAAAGGAUGAUCAAAGAUAAUGCAUCCAGCAGUACAAUAAAAGCAAACCACAAAAUAUACCUCAGGAAAGAAUUGAAAGAAAGAAAAAAAUCGAAAUAAUCUAAUAAUAUGCCUAUAUGAAAAGAAAAAAGAGCCUAUAAAUGAAUUUAUGGCAUUUGCAGAUUUUUAUAUUAGUUGCUUUGUAAAGAAAGUAUUGUAUUGCUGUCCUUGAAUGCCAUAGUUGAAGAGGGUUUUUAAUAGAACCAUGUUGGUUACA